AUGGCACCACUCCCAGCUACACUCCUUUCCCUCCUCCCGCGAAGCUUCUCCACCUCUAUAUCCGAUCUCUCAGUCAGCUCCCUCGAACCUGAAGAACACGCGGCUCGCUCCCCAAUGUACAUUCACGACCUCCACCGCCGAGCGACCACGGUCUCGCGUAUUCCCCCUGGCUCAGGCGCCAAAGAACCCACCGCCUUCAACAACCAAGCCUUCCUCGCGUUGUUCGCCCUGAUCGCAGCUGGCAUGGUUGUGGCAUCCAUCUGGUUCUUCUUCUGGGCCAAGAAUGGAGGAUUCGUGUGGCGGAAGGGGGAUUGGGAUGACUACAAGUCUACCGUGCUGCGGCGCAAGGGCCCGGAUGGCAAAACACUGUCCAACGCGACGAAGAGCACGAAACUCGGUGGAGGUAGUGUGGUCGGCGGUGGCAGCUACGGUGCCGAGAGCAGCGUUGGGUACACAGAUGAGACAGGCAGCGCCUUCACGUCCAAGACUGAGAUGCGCGAAAUGCACACCGGCGACAACAUGCGCGGCGGUGGUGCGCGGUACACCGGCGACAACCGGCAGAAAGACCGCGACCAGCGCCGCGCCGAACGACAGAAAGACCGCGAGCUGCGCGAGUAUCAGCGCGAGAAGCCGGCUCGGGUCGGUGGUCUGAAUGGACAGCAUGAUGGCAGCCACUACGACUACUCGAACGCGUCCGACCUCUCCCAAGCGCAGCGACCGCUGACCGCUCCUGCCGGCGCUCCGAAGGAUACGAAGCGGGCCCAGAAAGAGCGCGAGAAGCGCGAGAAGGAACGUCGGCGCGAAGCCAAGGUUGCCGCCAAAACUGCCGCCGCCAACGCAAAGAAAGACAAGGCGGCCGAGGCGGAGCGGAAGAAGGAGCAGCAGAAAGCGCGCAAGGCGCCGAAGGACCUGACAUCUCCAUCCUCGCCCUCGAAUCAAAACCUCGUCACUCCCAGCCGCGACACCGCCGCCUCGCCAACCAAGGCCAAUGACCGUCCCCGCCGCUCCGCUCCCAGCAACGCCUACUCCUUCACGACUGGUGACGACACCGGCACCGUCUACACCGCCCCCUAUACCGACGCCUCCUCCGCCCAGCAACAAGACUCCUACUACAGCUCCUAUCGCCCGCACGCCGAGUCCCCCACUAAAGCCCCCCGAACUUCUCAAUCCCGCUCGCGCCAGUCCUCGCCGCGCAAACACCACUCCCGCCCGCACAACCACGGCGAAGGCAGCCGCAGCCGCCACGCGAGCCGCUCGCGUACAGAUCUGAGCUCCGAUCUUGGCACCAAGAGCUACCCGUGCUACAUCCCUGGCGUGUCGAGCAGCCGCGGCGAGGGCAGUCUGGCGCCGGACGAGAGUAUUAGCCAGGUUGGGGCGCCGGGGAGGAGGCAGCGGGAUGUUAUGGAUGGGUAUCGGAGGGGCCGGGGAAGGGGGAGGAGGGAUAGCUUGAGCGAUUCUGGGGAGGAGUGA
Messenger RNA from Coniosporium apollinis CBS 100218, 1470 nucleotides. RefSeq lists its product as uncharacterized. The record is from RefSeq and is a predicted model, not a curated record. NCBI's taxonomy places the organism in Eukaryota, Fungi, Ascomycota, Dothideomycetes. Bases 1 to 1470 code for a protein of 489 amino acids. The transcript has a single exon.